Rotaria socialis is the source of this 924-nucleotide messenger RNA. The record is from the annotation of a GenBank genome assembly. Lineage: Eukaryota; Metazoa; Rotifera; Eurotatoria; Philodinida; Philodinidae.
AUGGUAAGUCUUAACGAAAAAAGAUCUAAAGUUCAAUAUGUUGUACAAAACAAAACUGAAUGGGUUGAUGAUGACAAUAAAUUUGGUAAAAGAAUGUUGGAAAAAAUGGGUUGGAAAUCUGGCGUUGGAUUAGGAAAAAAUGAAAAUGGAAGAACUGAACAUAUUGACUUAAAAUUUAAAUCAAAUUUAAAAGGAGUUGGUUUCAUCAAUGGAAAAUAUGAUUCAACAUGGAUUGCACAUUCACAAUCUUUUGAUUCACUUUUACAACAACUUCAACAAGCACAUUCACCAUCUGCUUCGUCUUCGUCAUCUGCAAUUCAUAAUUUUCAUCAAACUGUUCAACAAACAAAAACAAGAUUUACUUAUAAAAAGCAAUCAAGUGGAAAAGAUUUAAGUUCAAGAUCAAAUGAUGAACUUGAUUGUAUUUUUGGUUGGAAUAAAGGAAAUCAAUUGAAAAUUGAUCAAAUUAAACAAGAUUCCAGUUUAGAUAUGAAAAGUGAAAUCAUAUCAGAUAAUCUUUAUAAAACAAGUGAACAAUCAAUUGAAGAUUAUUUCAAAGAAAAAACAAAGAAAAAAGCUCAAAUUCAACAUGAGCAAUCUCAAUCUUUUAAUGACCCAACAAUUGAUUCAGUUAAUCAAAAUUCAUCGAAUGAAGAAAUUAAUGAACGAGUUGAAUCGGAAUUGGAAAAGAAUUUAAAAAAGAAAAGAAAUUAUUCAACAGUAGUAGAAUCAAUUGUUGAUUAUGAUCAAUCAGAAAUGCUUCCAAAAAAGAAGAAAAAAUCUGAUCAAUUAAAUAACGAUAUUGAAGAUCCAUAUAAAAAUUGCAAUUUAUCCGAAUUAAACGGUUAUCAAGGUUGGACUAUUGAUUCGUCAUUAGAAAAUAUAAUAAAAAAGAAAUUAAAACAAAAUAAACGCAGAAAAUAA